AUGGCGUCAGUCGUGAAGCUCGACUUCUCCCAAUUCACUCACGGCAGUGCCAAAGAUAGAAAGAAGUUUGGCGAUGAGCUAGUCAAAGCUCUCAACAAGUCGGGGUUUGUCAAAUUGUCCAAUCAUGGCCUUUCCGACCAAGAGGUUGAGGAUGUCAUGCAAAUAUCGCGCGACUUUUUUCAUCUGCCGCAGUCAAAAAAGCAAGAGUUAGCUUGCCCUCCUGGACCAAACCCUCAGCGUGGAUGGACCGGUCCUGGAUCUGGUGAAUACGUGGCGAAGACGAGAAAAGAAAAUUACGAGGGCCUGGAUGUGAACAAGCUUAUAGACGCGAGGGAACAUUUCGACGUGGGGCCAGAGGACGACACCCAAUUCCCAAACAGGUGGCCCUCUGACCAAGACGUUCCAGGGUUUCGUGAAAAGGCUACCAGGCACUACCAGACCUGCAGACGGAUCGCGCUCCAGAUUCUGGAAGGCAUUGAAGUCGGGUUAGAUCUACCUGGCAUUUUCGUUAAUCGAUGCCGUACAGAUGCCAGCGAGUUAUGUAUCAAUGUGUACCCAGAAAUCCAGGCAGAAAAGAUCGACGACUACACCAAGCGCAUUUGGCCUCACACCGACUACGGGGUUAUAACGUUGCUUUUCCAAGACGGAGUCGGCGGGUUGGAAUUGGAAAACCAAGACGCGCCCGGCACGUUUUUGCCAGUUACCCCUACACCUCCCGGCGAAUCUAUCGAAAUGGUUGUCAACGCCGCCGACUGCUUCGAGCGGUGGACGAACGGGUUCAUAAAAGCUGGACUGCACCGCGUCACCACCCCCUGCCAUGUCACCGAGGGAAAAGUUGUGCUGCCAGAGAGGUGUUCACUAGCCUACUUUUUGAAGGCCACCCGGGACACAAUGGUGGGACCACUGCCUCAGUUCGUCUCUGAAGCAAACCCUGCGAGGUUUGAGGAAAUGACGGCGUUGGAAUUCCAGCAGCUGCGAAAUGCAGUGCUAUACUGA
Messenger RNA from Pyricularia oryzae 70-15, 996 nucleotides. Its product is annotated as oxidoreductase. Lineage: Eukaryota; Fungi; Ascomycota; Sordariomycetes; Magnaporthales; Pyriculariaceae. The record is from RefSeq and is a predicted model, not a curated record. The coding region runs from base 1 to 996 and encodes 331 amino acids. The transcript is spliced from 3 exons. Gene Ontology annotation, molecular function: dioxygenase activity.